Messenger RNA from Mytilus trossulus (common blue mussel), 1874 nucleotides. RefSeq names its product organic cation transporter protein-like. Bases 158 to 1822 code for a protein of 554 amino acids. Gene Ontology annotation, molecular function: transmembrane transporter activity. Gene Ontology annotation, cellular component: membrane. Lineage: Eukaryota; Metazoa; Mollusca; Bivalvia; Mytilida; Mytilidae. The transcript has 11 exons. Gene Ontology annotation, biological process: transmembrane transport. The record is from RefSeq and is a predicted model, not a curated record.
UCCAGAUUUGAUAGUUAUCCAUUUGUAUGCUAUCAUCUACAUGGUUGAUGACAUAAGAUAAUGAUAGGUUUAAUGUAAACAGCAUAGUAAAAUAUUUAGCCACUGAAGUAUUCAAAGUUAGUAUAGUUCAUAUAUUUCCACCACAUAGCAGGCAAGCAUGAAAUUUGAUGAUAUCUUAAAACACAUCGGUGAGUUUGGAUACUACCAGAAACGGCUCUAUUUGUUACUAUGUUUACCAGCUAUCAGUACGGGGUGCUAUAUGAUGAUGUUGGUCUUUGUUAUGCAUGCGCCAGAUCACAGAUGUCAGAUACCUGGUUUGAACAAUGAUACUUACAAUGUACAGAACCACCAGCAUGCCAGUAUAAUAAACAAAACAAUUCCACCAUCUCAUGAUGAGAUACACAAGUAUGAUCGCUGCCAUUACUACCAGUACAGAAAUAACACCAGAGACAUCGUCAAAUGUUCUAAAUGGGUUUAUGAUACCAACACUUUCCAUGAAACAUUCACUUCAAAGAUGAACUUUGUUUGCGAUGAUGCAAUUAAAACCUCACAUGCACAAAUGAUAUUUUAUGGAGGAGUUCUCGUUGGUGAUGUCUCGUUUGGUAUAUUGUCAGACAAAAUUGGCAGAAAGAAAACAUUUUUGUUAUCAACCGCUAUAACUUUAGUAAUGGCUGUUGCCGUUGCUUUCUCGCAGAGUUUUUUAGUAUUUGUCAUACUUGAGUUUAUGAUUGGUGCUGCACAUCAUGGUGGAUUUAUGAUCUGUUGUGUCAUGAGUUUGGAAUAUGUUGGACCGUCAAAGAGGGUUCUUACUGGUAUUCCUAUACAUAUUUUCUUCGCGUUUGGUAUAAUGUAUAUAGCAUUAAUGGGUUAUCUUCUACGUAACUGGUUUUAUGUACAGCUGGCAGUAGGUGCUCCAUUUGUUGUUUUCUUAUUCUAUUGGUGGAUGAUACCAGAAUCAUCCAGAUGGUUGUUAAGCCAGGGAAAAUACGAUGAUGCUGAAAAAAUUAUACAAAAAAUAGCAAAAGUAAACAAGAAAAAGAUUCCAUCUAGAAUAAUUGAUGAAAAGACACUGGAGACUCCCAAGACGGCUAACGUGUAUCACUUGUUUUCUACCUUAGAAAUGACUAAAAGAACGAUCAUACUUUUAUGGAACUGGAUAGUGAUUGCUAUGGUAUACUAUGGAGUAACCAUGCAUACCGGAGGCAAUAUUGGUGGAAAUUUCUACCUGAACUUUUUUAUACUUGCUAUCGUAGAAGUUCCUGCUAAAUUGCUUGUAAUGGCAACAUUAAACCGCGCUGGAAGAAAAAAGAUCCAUUGUUUCUGUAUGGUUGUUGGAGGCGUCGCCUGUCUGUGUACAAUAUUUACAGUUCUAUACGGAGGGGAUGAACUGCAACCACUGACCCUUACUUUGGCCAUCAUUGGAAAGAUGGGUUCAGCUGCAGCUUUUGCAAUUAUUUAUAUCUAUUCUAUGGAACUUUAUCCUACUGUGGUUCGAAAUAGUGGAAUGGGUUUAAGCUCCUGUAUUGCAAGAAUUGGUGGAAUGGUUGCUCCUUAUGUAGCCCAAUCAGGUGAUGUUGUUGGAGGUAAAUUCGGACAAGCUUUACCAUUAGUUAUAUUUGGUGGUUGUUCAGUUUCUGCGGGACUACUUUGUCUGCUUCUUCCGGAAACUCUUAAUAGGAAAUUACCUGAAACAGUAAGAGAAGCCAAAGAUUUUACAAAAAAAUUAGACCUCGAUGAUACAGAUAAAGAAAACAACAAACUAAAAGAAUACCUCGCCAAUAGUGAAAACGAAAAGGGGAAAAUAUACGCUGUUUCAUCUUGAAAAUUAAAACAAAUAUAUUUAAAGGUCUGAAAGCAUCAAGAUAAAAUGUACG